CUCUCCUACUCUUCUUCUCCCAAAGCUUGUAAAUGCCCCAGAUAUGAGCCAGCCCAGGCCCCGCUACGUGGUAGACAGAGCCGCGUACUCUCUCACCCUCUUCGAUGAUGAGUUUGAGAAGAAGGACCGGACAUACCCAGUGGGAGAGAAACUUCGCAAUGCCUUCAGGUGUUCCUCAGCCAAGAUCAAAACCGUGGUAUGUGGGCUGCUGCCUGUGCUCUCCUGGCUCCCCAAGUACAAGAUCAAAGACUACAUCAUACCUGACCUGCUUGGUGGACUCAGCGGGGGAUCCAUCCAGGUCCCACAAGGCAUGGCAUUUGCUCUGCUGGCCAACCUCCCUGCAGUCAAUGGCCUCUACUCCUCCUUCUUCCCCCUCCUGACCUACUUCUUCCUGGGGGGUAUACACCAGAUGGUGCCAGGUACCUUUGCCGUUAUCAGCAUCCUGGUGGGUAACAUCUGUCUGCAGCUGGCCCCAGAGUCGAAAUUCCAGGUCUUCAACAAUGCCACCAACAAGAGCUAUGUAGACACGGCAGCCAUGGAGGCAGAGAGGCUACACGUGUCAGCAACGCUAGCCUGCCUGACUGCCAUCAUCCAGAUGGGCCUGGGCUUCGUGCAGUUUGGCUUUGUGGCCAUCUACCUCUCUGAAUCCUUCAUCCGGGGCUUCAUGACAGCUGCUGGCCUGCAGAUCCUGAUCUCGGUGCUCAAGUACAUCUUCGGGCUGACCAUCCCCUCCUACACAGGCCCUGGGUCCAUCGUCUUUACCUUCAUUGACAUUUGCAAAAACCUCCCCCACACCAACAUCGCCUCGCUCAUCUUCGCCCUAAUCAGCGGCGUCUUCCUGGUGCUGGUGAAGGAGCUCAAUGCUCGUUACAUGCACAAGAUCCGCUUCCCCAUCCCUACAGAGAUGAUUGUGGUGGUGGUGGCAACGGCUAUCUCAGGGGGCCUCAAAAUGCCCAGAAAGUAUCACAUGCAGAUCGUAGGAGAGAUCCAACACGGGUUCCCCACUCCGGUGUCGCCCGUGGUUUCACAGUGGAAGGACAUGGUUGGCACAGCCUUCUCCCUGGCCAUUGUGGGCUAUGUCAUCAACCUGGCUGUGGGCCGGACCCUGGCCAACAAGCAUGGCUAUGACGUGGAUUCGAACCAGGAGAUGAUCGCCCUGGGAUGCAGCAACUUCUUUGGAUCCUUCUUUAAAAUUCAUGUCAUUUGCUGUGCUCUCUCUGUCACUCUGGCUGUGGAUGGAGCUGGAGGCAAAUCCCAGGUGGCAAGCCUGUGUGUGUCUCUGGUGGUGAUGAUUACCAUGCUGGUCCUGGGAUCCUAUCUGUACCCUCUCCCCAAGUCUGUGCUGGGAGCCCUGAUAGCUGUCAACCUCAAGAAUUCCCUCAAGCAACUCACCGACCCCUACUACCUGUGGAGGAAAAGCAAGCUGGACUGUUGCGUGUGGGUGGUGAGCUUCCUCUCCUCCUUCUUCCUGAGCCUGCCAUAUGGUGUAGCAGUGGGUGUCGCCUUCUCCAUCCUAGUUGUGGUCUUCCAGACCCAGUUUCGAAAUGGCUACGCUCUGGCCCAGGUCAUGGACACUGAUAUUUAUGUGAAUCCCAAGACCUACAAUAGGGUCCAGGAAAUUCAAGGGAUAAAGAUUGUCACUUACUGCUCUCCUCUCUACUUUGCCAACUCAGAGAUCUUCAGACAAAAGGUCAUUGCCAAGACAGGUAUGGACCCCCAGAAAGUAUUACUAGCCAAGCAAAAAUACCUCAAGAAACAGGAGAAGAGGAGAGCGAUGCCCACGCAACAGAGGAAGUCUCUAUUCAUGAAAACCAAGACUGUCUCCCUACAGGAGCUCCAGCAGGACUUUGAGAACAGCUCCCCGACUGACCCCAACAACAACCAGACGCCCACUAAUGGUGCCAGUGUGUCCUACAUCACCUUAAGCCCCGACACUUCCUCAGCUGACCAGUGCGAGCCCCCAGCCUCUGCUGAGAUCCCUGGUGAGCCCAGUGACAUGCUGGCCAGUGUCCCGCCCUUCGUCACCUUCCACACCCUCAUUCUCGACAUGAGUGGAGUCAGCUUUGUGGACUUGAUGGGCAUCAAAGCCCUGGCCAAGCUGAGCUCCACCUAUGGGAAGAUCGGGGUGAAGGUCUUCUUGGUGAACAUCCAUGCCCAGGUGUACAAUGACAUUAGCCAUGGAGGUGUCUUUGAGGACGGGAGUCUGGAGUACAGCCACGUCUUUCCCAGCAUACAUGAUGCAGUCCUCUUUGCUCAGGCAAAUGCCAGAGAAGCGGCCCCAGGACACAACUUCCAAGAGGCUCAAAGGGACUCGGAGCUCUCCUCGUAUGACUCAGGGGAGGACAGCCCCAGCUACUGGGACUUAGAGCAGGCGAUGUUUGGGAGCAUGUUUCAUGCAGAGACGCUGACUGCCCUGUGAGGGCCCAGGGCUCCUCGCGCUGCCUCCGGAGUGCCUGGUGUUUGGGACUCACAUGAAGGAUGAGCCUGGGAUCACAGGGAGUGCUAUGGAGAGGAGAGCACUUCCAGCAAGACUCCAGCCCCUCUCCACUCUUCCUCCUCGCUUCUUCCCUUCCUUCAUUCCCUCCCUGCAUCUCUACAGAGAGUUUUACAGAAGCUGGGAAAGCCUGCUCUUCUUAUAGGAGUGAGAAUCUAGGGAACCUGCUCUUCACCCCUCCCCUGACCCUCAGGCCCUGGCAGGCAAUGAACAAGCCUCCACCCUACCCACCCAUGCUCAGCGCAUGGCAGCUGAUGAACACCUUGACUUCCAGACUUUAAGAGUGAGUUAAGAACAGAAGGACAAAUACAACUGUGCUGACCUUGUGU
Molecule: messenger RNA, 2823 nt
Organism: Nycticebus coucang (slow loris)
Lineage: Eukaryota; Metazoa; Chordata; Mammalia; Primates; Lorisidae
Gene: SLC26A9
Product: solute carrier family 26 member 9
Exons: 20
Coding region: 44-2419 (791 amino acids)
Biological process (GO): transmembrane transport
Cellular component (GO): membrane
Molecular function (GO): bicarbonate transmembrane transporter activity; chloride transmembrane transporter activity; sulfate transmembrane transporter activity
Source: RefSeq, a predicted model, not a curated record